ACAGCUACUGCAUGCAAGCUGUGACGUGCUUUUAAGAUAUAAUGGCAGCAUGCCCUAAUAGCAGGGAGGGGAUGAUUUAUCAGAGUGGCAAAGGGGCUGAGAGACAAGUCCUGCUGCAGUCCUAAAAAGUGUACAGCUGUCAGAUACCCAGAGAAGAGGAAGGGCGUGUGAGAGCAAUCUGCCUCUGCUCCUCAUUGCAAGCUUCAGGGAUUUGUGACACCGUGGUUCUUGGGAACGCUGGAGUCUGAGUGCAGCUACUGAAAAGUCACACAGCUAGCAGUGAAUGCUACUCUCCUUUCAAGGCUGAGUGGACUAUUAAUGACUGAAUGGGCUCUGCUGGGAAGGCUUGUCCUCACACCAUGACAGCUGAUGUGUCAGAAGCUGGAGAGCUAGCUCUGGAGCCUCUACUCACUUGCAAGCUAUGUCUCUGUGAAUAUUCCCUGGAUAAGAUGACCACUCUUCAGGAAUGCAGCUGCAUCUUUUGUACAGCGUGUCUAAAACAGUACAUGCAGCUGGCAAUUCAAGAAGGUUGUGGUUCUCCUAUCACAUGUCCAGACAUGGUGUGCUUAAACCAUGGGACUCUACAAGAAGCAGAGAUUGCCUGUUUGGUGCCUGUUGACCAGUUUCAGUUGUACAAGAGGUUGAAGUUUGAACGAGAAGUGCACUUGGACCCCCAGAGAACAUGGUGCCCCACGGCCGACUGCCAAACGGUGUGCCACAUUGCAGCAAGCGAGCCUAGAGCGCCGGUGCCGGUGGAGUGCCCGGCUUGCCACCUGCGGUUCUGCUCCUCUUGCAAGGAGGCCUGGCACCUGCAGCACCUGUGCCAGGAAAACCAACCUACUCCAGUCCCAACCGAGCAGGGAUCCCUUAUUGGAACAGAGACAGAGGCACCAAUUAAGCAGUGCCCAGUUUGUCGGAUCUAUAUUGAGCGAAACGAGGGCUGUGCUCAGAUGAUGUGCAAGAACUGCAAGCACACGUUUUGCUGGUACUGUCUGCAGAAUUUGGAUAACGAUAUCUUCUUACGCCAUUACGACAGAGGCCCUUGCAGAAACAAGCUCGGCCACUCACGGGCUUCAGUGAUGUGGAACAGAACUCAGGUUGUGGGGAUCCUCGUUGGACUCGGUAUCAUAGCACUGGUGACCUCUCCCUUGCUGCUCGUGGCAUCUCCAUGCAUCAUCUGCUGCAUUUGCAAAUCUUGCCGGAGCAAAAAGAAAAACCACAGUCCUCCAACAACCUAAAACUCUGUGUCUGUUUGAGUCUGCACCCGUACAGCAUAUGUAUGUGAGAAAGCACAUUGGUUGUAUUUUGGUGCCACACCUCCCAAAUAAUGCUCCUUUUUGUCUGCCAAUUCUUGGGAUAAGUGCCUAUUCUUUACAGGCUAUUCUAUCACUAACAAAUCCGAGUGUGGGAAAGAUCUAGAUUAUUGUGCAGUACGUAUGGUGUGGGCUUUUGCUUCCCGAAAAGGAAACCAGGACACCAUUCACUAGUUCAUACCAUAAAUAUGAGACACCUUCCAAGACUGCUGGAACUUUCCCAUUUUCCAUCAGCUGCACAUGACUUGAUCCUGCAGUGUUACACUGCCUUUGCAGACCCAGUCAUUACUGUUGUGCUUUCUGUUGGUUCUUGGUGACACUCAGAUUUCUCAGAAAGUUCUGGGUAUUUUGCGAAAGAGGGAGAGGGAAAAGCCUGAUUAGAUUCUUCUGCCUGGUAGCUUGUGUCCUGUUAAAGGUAACAAACCAUUAAGAAAAGGGGUUUGGUAGUUCCCUGUCAAUUGGCUGCCAUGGCAUUUCUUUCAGGAUUGAAAUCAAUUUGAUUUUUUCUAUUGAUCUCAUUUACAGAAGCAUAAAACCAACAGAACACUUUCCAGCUAAGACAGGGUUCUCUUCUGAGAGCCCAGACUACCUUGAGAAAGCUGCUGUUUCUUCUGGUUCCAACACAACAUAUCUACCAUGAAAUAUGAGGAGUAUGCAUAUUUCCCUGUCAUUGGGCAUGCCUUUUGUCAGUAACAUGGAUGUAGCAAACUCAGCAAGAAGCUAAUAUUUUAAGAGGGGUCAUGAUACAGUUCCCCUUCAGUGCACAGUGUUGGGAUCUUGGUUGUGUGAGCAUAGAGUGGCCUCAUGGGCAUGGAUAUAUGGGGUACAUAUGUACAAUGUAUUUUCUGGGCAGUCAGUGUAUUUUUUUCCAUAGUUUACAUGCGGGGUCAGCAAGAACCCUGUUAAAAGUUACUCAGACCAGGCUAAGCCAAGCCCUCCUUUAAGAUCUUAUGGACCUACUGAAGUGAAUACUUGGGAAAUGCUGUGUAAAUGUGAGUUCCAUCCAUUGGUGGGUAUUUGUUUUGUCCUGCUCAAGGUUAACAAUCGUUGUUACCAAUAUUUUUCAGUGACACUAAAUCUGGAAGGCUGUCAUUUAACAAACCCUUCAUUUUAAUUUUGCGCCUCAUCACCAAACUGAUUCAGACCCUGGUAUCAGUUACACUUGUAUAAGUUCACUGAAAGAGCUGGAGUUACUCCAGGCUUGCUCAGGAGUAGCUGAGAUCAGGCUCUGCUCCCUGGAGUUUAUUUCCUUAUUGGCUGC
Messenger RNA from Manacus vitellinus (golden-collared manakin), 2574 nucleotides. It is a transcript of the gene RNF144B, whose product is annotated as ring finger protein 144B. Gene Ontology annotation, molecular function: zinc ion binding; ubiquitin protein ligase activity; ubiquitin conjugating enzyme binding. Lineage: Eukaryota; Metazoa; Chordata; Aves; Passeriformes; Pipridae. The coding region runs from base 327 to 1238 and encodes 303 amino acids. Gene Ontology annotation, biological process: positive regulation of proteasomal ubiquitin-dependent protein catabolic process; protein polyubiquitination; ubiquitin-dependent protein catabolic process. The transcript has 8 exons. Gene Ontology annotation, cellular component: mitochondrial membrane; cytoplasm; ubiquitin ligase complex. The record is from RefSeq and is a predicted model, not a curated record.